Molecule: messenger RNA, 1743 nt
Organism: Pseudozyma flocculosa PF-1
Lineage: Eukaryota; Fungi; Basidiomycota; Ustilaginomycetes; Ustilaginales; Ustilaginaceae
Exons: 1
Coding region: 1-1743 (580 amino acids)
Biological process (GO): transmembrane transport; carbohydrate transport
Cellular component (GO): membrane
Molecular function (GO): carbohydrate:proton symporter activity
Source: RefSeq, a predicted model, not a curated record
AUGUUCGGCAUGACCGACCUCGGACGCAGCAAGGCGGGCAUCGCUCUUUCGCACAGGCCGCCCGCCCUCAGCGAUCGCCUCGCCGCCAUCCCCAACAACACAAACCAGUCCCUUUGGAUCCUCGACCCGGGCCUCCGCCGCCUCAACUUCUGGAUGCUCGUCUGCCUCGUCUCGUCGUACGCCACUGGCUUCGACGGCUCCCUCUUCACCGGCCUCCAGACCCUCGAGCGCUGGUCCUCGGACCUGGGCAACCCGGACUCCAACCUCACCGGCAUCAUCGGCAUGAGCGGCAUCAUUGGCAUCGUCUUUGCCCCGUUUGUCGGCGGGUGGCUCAACGACCGCCUCGGCCGUUCCCGCACCAUGCUCAUCGCCGCAACCAUCGCCGUCGUCGGCGGCGCCCUCACCGCCGUCAAGCUCGACCGCCCCUCGCACCAGCGCGACCUCUUCAUCUGCGCCCGCGUCGUCCUCUCGCUCGCCAGCGGCCUCACCAUGGUCGCCAGCCCCAUCCUCAUGGCCGAGCUCGCCCACCCGCGCCAGCGUGCCGCCGUCGCCAGCCUCUACCAGUGCGGCUUCUACUCGGGCGCCGUCGUGGCCGCCUGGAUGACGUUUGGCACCAACCGCUGGUCCGACUCGUGGUCCUGGCGCCUCCCCUGCCUCUUCCAGAUCUUCCCCUUUGUCCUCCAGAUCGGCGUCCUGUGGUGGUGCCCGCAGUCGCCGCGCUGGCUCGUGGCCCAGGGGCGCCGCGACGACGCCCUCGAGGUGCUCGCCACCUACCACGCCAACGGCGACCGCAACGACCCGCUCGUCCGCUUUGAGCUCGACGAGAUCGCCGCCGCCAUCGAGGCCGAAAAGGCAGCCGCCGCCACCACGUUCCGCGACCUGGUGGCCACGCGCGGCAACCGCCAGCGUAUGUGGGUCGUCGUCACGCUCGCGUUUGCCACGCAGUGGUGCGGCAACGGCGUCAUCAGCUACUACCUCUCGCGCAUCCUCGCCUCGAUCGGCAUCGGCUCGACGCGCCAGCAGGCCGUCUUCAACGGCGGCCUCGCCAUCUUCAACCUGGUCGUGGCCACCUCGGCCGCCUUUACCGCCGAGCGCUUCGGGCGCCGCCGCCUGUUCAUCGUCUCGGCGUUUGGCAUGCUGGCGUCGUUUGUCGUCAUCACCGUCUGCUCGGCCGUCUACGCGCGCUCCAUGGCCAGCGCGGCCGGCUCGAGCGUCAUCGCCUUUCUCUUUCUCUUUUUCUUCUUCUACGACAUCGCCAUGACGCCGCUGUCGUUUUCGUACCCGGUCGAGAUCCUGCCGUACAACGUGCGCUCCAAGGGCAUGUCGGUCUCGGUCUCGGUGCUCGCCGUGGCGGCCUGCUUCAACAUCUGGGUCAACCCCAUCGCCCUCGCCGCCAUCGGCUGGAAGCUCUACCUGGUCUACAUCGCCGUCCUGGUCCUGUUUUGCAUCAACGUCCUCCUCACCUACCCCGAGACGCGCGGCAGGACCGUCGAGGAGAUCGCCGUCGUCUUUGACGGCGUCGAGGGCGCAGCCGCUGCCGUCGUGGCCGAAGUCGACGCCGGACGCCUCGGCGUCGUCGACGAGAAGCGACGGCAGCCCGGUGGCGCAGCUCGACUGGCGACGUUCCGACUGGCGGCCGGCGCUGGCGGCGCCCUGUCGUCGUCGUCGGCCACGACCAUGUCCAAGGACGACGAUGCCAAGAAGGACGACUCGAUGCGCAGCGUCACGGGCGACGCCGUGUAG